AUGGCAGACCCAACCGAAUCCAAGGUCGCCGAGGUGUACCAGCGAAUCCAGACCCAGCGUCGCAUCAUGGAAGGCAACCAGGCCCUCAUAGCAGCUACCAGCAAUCCCGACGUCAUCCGUCAAGCAGAAUCGCAGAUUCGUGAGGCCCAGCGGAACAUCUCCUAUCUCCAAGAAUCCCUCAACAGCCUCAAAUCGCGUCGUGCCAGCGGUGGUCCAGGUUUCCGCACCGACAGUCCAACAGGUAGUACCACACCAGCCGAUGCCCGACAGAGCUUUGCCUCCUCCAAGACCAGCGGUAGCAGUUCCAUCGGCGGAGGACGUCCCUACCCAGGUGACAGCAGUUCUUCUUACCUCGGCUCCAAUCCUCCAUCGCCCGCUGUCAACCCACGCCGAUAUGAUGGUCGACCGCUGCCUCCGGCGCCAGAGCCUCAUCCUUCCCCUCCCUCUGGUCCUGAAGGCUCCUACACUCAGUAUGCCAACCAAGGCCCUUACGGCGCCGAAACAUGGCAGCCUGCUAUGCAACGCAUGGGCACCAGCGCUCGUCGCAACUACACCAACCUUGACUUGAUCAAGGACGAUACCCCACACACCACCGCCAAGAUCUCGCGCAUGCUUCAUCAGCUCGAGUUCAAGCUUCAGAUCGAAAAGCAGUACAAGCAAGGUAUCGACAAGAUGGCCAAGCUCUACCAAGCCGAAGGCGAUCGCAAGAGUCGCAACGAUGCCGAAAGCAAACGCAUCGAAUCUCAGAGCAAGAUUGUCUUGCUUCAGCAAGCGCUCAAGCGGUACAAGCAGCUCCACGUCAUGGAGGAAGAGGAGGACAAUGCCAACCCUGAAUCCGUCGAGAACCGCAAGCAGAACCUCCGCAAGCCUCUCUCAGGUACCCUUCAGAUUUCGAUUCGUAGCGCUCGUGAUAUCGACCAUGCACCUGUCCCACGUGGCACUCGAUCUGUGCGCGAGUCGACCGUCGUCAUCAAGGUCGAAGACACGCCCCGUGCCCGCACUCAUCCCAGUCGCAACGAGCGAUGGCAAGAAGAUUUCGAGAUUCCGGUCGACAAUGCCAACGAGUUGGAGGUGACUGUUUACGACAAGAUCGGCAGCGCACACCCUGUCCCUGUCGGCAUGCUCUGGAUUCGUAUCAGCGACAUUGUCGAAGAGCAGCGUAAGAAGAAAUUCGGUCAAGUGCCUGACGCCUCUCAACACGGUCACGGUCCUAGCGACGGCUGGGUCACCGCCGACAGUGUGCAACCCCAAGCUGGUGGUGGUCCAUACGCUCCUGCUUCGGCUCCUGGCAUGGAUGGUAGUACCUACAACACUCCUGCUGGUGUUCCCGUCCCCAAUGGUCCCAGUGACGGUGUUGAAGCCUGGUUCGCCAUCGAGCCUGCGGGAGCCAUCUAUCUGCGUCUCAACUUUAUCAAGCAAAACGUCCGCAAGCGCCCCUACGAUGCUCGGCUUGGACGACAGGGCGCUUUCCGAAAGCGUAAAGAGGACGUCGCCGAGAUCAACGGUCACAAGUUUGUCUCGAGACAGUUCUACCAGGUGCUUCGUUGUGCGCUUUGUGGCGAGUUCCUGCUCAACGCGGCAGGUAGUCAGUGCGAGGACUGCCGUUACACAUGCCACAAGAAGUGUGCGCAAAAGGUGGUCACCAAGUGCAUCUCGAAGAGCAACGCCGAAGCCGAUCGGGACGAGGUCAAGAUCAACCACCGUAUCCCACAUCGUUUCGAGCCGAUCACGAAUCUCAGCGCCAACUGGUGCUGUCAUUGUGGAUACAUCUUGCCCCUUGGACGCAAGAAUGCCCGAAAGUGUUCCGAGUGCGAUAUUACUUGUCAUACCGAUUGCGCUCACUUGGUGCCAGACUUUUGCGGUAUGUCGAUGGAGAUGGCGAAUCAGCUGUUGAGCGAUAUCGAGACGAUCAACCGUGUCAAGUCCUCGGCUAAGACGCAGCAGCAGUCGACGCCGAUCAGUGACAGCGGUGCAUUUGGUGCCAACGGUGGUGGUGGUCCAGGGAUGGCAGGUGGUCCAGGGAUGACAAGUGGUCCAGGGAUGGCAGGUGCUCCUCCUGGUAGAAUUCCUCCUCCCCAGUUGCCUCCUUUGGCUGUUGCAGCUGGUGAUGGACGCUUUACAGGAUUGGAGAAGCAGACACAGCAGAUGGCGAUCCAGCCUGAUAUCGCGCCGAGUGCGGGUGCGGGAGCAGGAUAUGGACCUGGUGGACCCUCCCACAGAAUGCAAGCGCUCGAACAGCAGCAGCAACAACAACGACCUGGACCGGGUCCUAACUUUGGUGGCCGCCAACAGCCUCCUAGGAUUGGAGAUGGAAUGUCUCUUUCUGCCUCGAACCCUCGUUUGAGCGACCCUUCGCGUCCACCUCGACCUCUGCCUCAACCUGCCAAUGCUGGCGCCUCGCCUAUGCACCAGCAGAACAACAACAACAACAACAACAACAAGUACGGCGCUCGACCUCAGCCUCCUUCUUCCGCAUACCCUCCACAGCAGCAACUCGCCUCUCAGAUGCCACCCGCAAUGCAACCGGUUCCCAAACAGCAAAUGCCACCCAUGCACCAACAGCAGCAACUGCCACCGACCACCCUCGACCAACAAUCCGGCACCAAGUCAGCAGGCCUCAUCACCACCCCCGCCGGACAAGCACCGCGGAUGCUGCCCUCUUCCCGGCGCAAAAUCGGUUUGGACGACUUUAACUUCCUCGCGGUCCUCGGUAAGGGUAAUUUCGGAAAAGUUAUGCUUGCGGAAGAAAAACGUUCGGGACACCUCUAUGCCAUCAAAGUGCUUAAAAAGGAAUUUAUUAUCGAGAAUGAUGAAGUUGAAUCGACUAAAUCCGAGAAAAGAGUAUUCCUUGCUGCUGCACGCGAACGGCAUCCUUUCCUUCUCGGUUUACACUCAUGCUUUCAGACUACUACCAGGGUUUAUUUCGUUAUGGAGUAUAUUUCAGGCGGAGAUUUGAUGUUGCAUAUUCAGAGGGAACCAUUUACACCGAGAAGAGCCAAGUUUUAUGCCGCAGAGGUGCUUUUGGCGUUGGAGUAUUUCCAUAAACAGGGGAUUAUAUACAGAGAUUUGAAGUUGGAUAAUAUCAUGUUGACCUUGGAUGGUCAUAUCAAGGUUGCAGAUUAUGGUUUGUGUAAGGAAGAGAUGUGGUUUGGUAAUACUACCAGUACCUUUUGUGGUACACCGGAGUUUAUGGCACCAGAGAUUUUACUCGAGCAGAGAUAUGGUAGAGCGGUCGAUUGGUGGGCUUUCGGCAUUCUUAUUUACGAAAUGCUCUUGGGUCAAGCGCCCUUUAGAGGUGAUGAUGAGGAUGAGAUCUUUGAUGCUAUUCUCGAAGAUGAACCUCUCUACCCACUUCACAUGCCUGCCGAUUCGGUGUCUAUAUUGGAAAAGUUAUUGACUCGCGAUCCGACCAAACGACUAGGAUCAGGCCCAACUGAUGCAGAAGAGAUCAAAACACAUCCUUUCUUUAGAGAUGUUAACUGGGAUGAUAUGUUUAACAAAAGGGUACCUCCUCCCUUCUGUCCAACAUUGAAGAAUGCUUCCGAUACUAGCUGGUUCGAUACAGAAUUCACCUCAGAAAAACCAACAUUGACUCCAGUACACUCGGUCUUGAGUUCACAGGACCAGGCUGAAUUUGCUAGUUUCAGUUGGACUAGUCCACAUGUUAUCUAG
Messenger RNA from Ustilago hordei, 3672 nucleotides. RefSeq names its product putative protein kinase C. Gene Ontology annotation, biological process: protein phosphorylation; fungal-type cell wall biogenesis; signal transduction. The record is from RefSeq and is a predicted model, not a curated record. The transcript is spliced from 2 exons. Bases 1 to 3672 code for a protein of 1223 amino acids. Gene Ontology annotation, molecular function: diacylglycerol-dependent serine/threonine kinase activity; ATP binding. Lineage: Eukaryota; Fungi; Basidiomycota; Ustilaginomycetes; Ustilaginales; Ustilaginaceae.